Molecule: messenger RNA, 324 nt
Organism: Cervus elaphus (red deer)
Lineage: Eukaryota; Metazoa; Chordata; Mammalia; Artiodactyla; Cervidae
Product: zinc finger protein 701-like
Exons: 4
Coding region: 1-324 (107 amino acids)
Biological process (GO): regulation of DNA-templated transcription
Source: RefSeq, a predicted model, not a curated record
AUGGACGAAGAAGCUCAGAAGAGGAAAGAACAGGAGUCAGGCAUGGCUUUCUCUCAGGCACAGUUGACCUUCAAGGAUCUGUUCAUAGAUUUCACUCCUGAGGAGUGGGAAUGUCUGGACCCUGCCCAGAGGACCUUGUACAAGGACGUGAUGGUGGAGACCCUCAGGAACCUGCUGUCUGUGGGGAAUUCCCUGACAGUCCAGUGGAUAGGAUUCAGUAGUUUCACUGCAGCGAGCCUGGAUUUAAUCCAUGAUCAGGGAACCAAGAUUUUAUAUGUCUCAUAUACAUAUGAUCAAGAAAUUACAGGCAAAAGCAAACAGUGA